Microdochium trichocladiopsis is the source of this 681-nucleotide messenger RNA. RefSeq lists its product as uncharacterized. The record is from RefSeq and is a predicted model, not a curated record. The coding region runs from base 139 to 621 and encodes 160 amino acids. The transcript has a single exon. NCBI's taxonomy places the organism in Eukaryota, Fungi, Ascomycota, Sordariomycetes, Xylariales, Microdochiaceae.
ACAGCCUCGAGCGCACGAGCAGCCGUUCAUCGCGGAGUCCCCGGUGCCAGAGACCUACGAAGGGCAUAUUUCGAGAGAACAUGGCAGGCCAGCAUUGACGAGAAUUGUCACUUGUCUACAUGCCACAGAUAAUUCGGAAUGCACGAAGUGGGGCGACGGUGUCGGAGAGGGGCUGGCGCUAGGGCGACAACGGCUUACGCUCUCGUAAGAGCAGCUCCACGACACGAACGAACUUUGUUUGCGUGGUACCUGGCGUCUCCUGGCCGGGAAAAAGACGAAGAUGCGUUCUCAGGGAGAAUUGCGUCAUGCUGCCCUCUCUGGGGAGGCUUGUCUGGUUCUCCAGACUUGAAUGAUCUUUCUGCACUGCACGUGUCGCAUUGCUGGCCUUUUUUCAGCCUUUUCCUUGCUCGAGAGUGGAAUUCUCUUGGCCUAAUUACGCUACUCUUUAUCUGCGCCGGCGUCGGAGCACGACCAACUGGCACAAGCAGUGGGUCUUCCCGACAAGGCCGCCAGAUAACGAAGUACUCGACCUGUUUGAGCAGCCUCGAUUUGCGCAAAAGUCAUGCGGCCACAGGGAUCAGACACCCUGAGGGACGCUGGGCAAAAUGUCGUCGUACGUAAGUCUCAGGUAAGUCGCGGAUAGCAUAUGCUGCUGCUAGCUACUGCACCGGCGUUUUCGCA